Messenger RNA from Stegodyphus dumicola, 1682 nucleotides. RefSeq names its product E3 ubiquitin-protein ligase RAD18-like. NCBI's taxonomy places the organism in Eukaryota, Metazoa, Arthropoda, Arachnida, Araneae, Eresidae. The record is from RefSeq and is a predicted model, not a curated record. Gene Ontology annotation, molecular function: ubiquitin protein ligase activity; single-stranded DNA binding. Gene Ontology annotation, biological process: protein monoubiquitination; DNA damage tolerance. Gene Ontology annotation, cellular component: nucleus; Rad6-Rad18 complex.
UACGUCUGUAGCGUAAGUUUCGGUAAUAACGCUAUCAGCGUAAAAACACGCCAUUGGAAUUAUAUUAAGACCAUCCGAUUUUUUUUUUCCUUUUUUUUAGGUCAUUUUCAUAAUUAUAAUUCGUUUGAAACAUAAUCUAAAAUUUAAUGGCGUUUAAAUGCGAAAUUCAAACAGACAAAAUAUUUGAGGAAACGGAUGUUAUUGUGUUACUUUCGAAAUAUUUAAAUCCUUUAGAUAGUCUUCUACGAUGUCAAAUCUGUUUUGAAUACUUCGACACUUCCAUGGUAACGAAAUGUAGUCAUAACUAUUGUUCAUUUUGUAUUCGGAGAUAUAUGCAGUACAAAAGUCAGUGCCCUAUAUGUUUUAAGGUUGCUACAGAACCAGAGCUCAGAAAUAAUAGGCUCAUUGAUGAAAUUUUACGUGUGUAUAAAUUGAUAAGAAGUAGUCUGUCUGAUGGAUGUAAGUCUUAUAAAAAGGAAACAGAUUUGGCAUCUGAUGCAUGUAGAUCUUAUAAAAAAGAAACAAACUUGGUAUCUGAUGCAUGUAUAACAUGUAAAAAAGAAACAGAUUUGGAAAAUAAAGCACCAGGUUCUACUGCAGAAUUAGACAAUACUAUUCUUGCUGAGGUGGGUAAAGAUUCUGAAAUUGGUGAAAAUGUUAGCAAAAAGACAGAUACCAUAAAUAAGAUUUCUGCUUUUGAUGGUUCCAGUGAAGUAUCUUGUCCUGUAUGUUAUAAAACUAUGCCAGAAAAAAGAAUCAAUAUUCAUCUUGACUAUUGCUUAAAACAAAAGGACAAUGAAGAUACUUCUCAAAGGAAAACGUUACCCAAAUUAGUGUAUCAUUUGCUAUCCGAGAAGGAAAUCAAGAAAAAAUUGAAAGAACAUGGACUAAACACAGUAGGAGAUAGACAGACUUUAAUAAAAAGACAUAAGAGUUUUCUUACAUUAUAUAAUGCCAAUUGUGAUGCGUUGAAUCCCAAACCAGUAACAGAAAUAAUAAGAGAAAUUGAAUGUCAGGAAUUAGAAGAGAGACUGAACGAGCAGCCUAAAACAGUACAAGUUAAUAAAAAAAGCGAUCCAGCUGUGAUAGAAAAGGAACAUGAAUCCUAUGCAAAACGGCACCAGUCUCAGUUUAAUACACUCAUAAAUGAUAUUCAGCAAAGAGAAACUGCUAAUACAGUUUCUAGCAGCAUCAUAAAUUCUGCUGGAAAUAUCAUAGGUGAAAGUAUAAUCACUGUGCAAAAUGAACGAUUUGAUUUACCUGCAGCUGUUGUAUCUUCUGAAAAGAAAGAACUACAUACCAUAAUUAAUAUAAAAGAUGAAAUGCUUUCACCUGAGAAUAUUACAGAGCAGCAAUCUUUAAGUGCAAAACAUAGGAAAGAUAAGUUUUCAACAGAUUCUUCAUCACCAGCUUCAUCAUUAGACGACUUUGAAAUUGGAAAAACCCAACUGCACAGAUUUCGAAAGAGAAAGAAGUAUAAAAAGAACAUGUGAGAAUAAGAAGUAAUUUUGUAUAUGCCCUGUAAUUCUUAAAUGAAUUUCAUCAAAAACUAUGAUUAUGUUGAUUUUCAGUUUUUCUAAUUAUUUAAAAAUUUAUGUUAUAUUUUCAUUAUUAUAUAUAAAAAUAGUGCAAUAUUAUUUUUAUAUUAAGUUAAUGAUUGUGCAUUUUUUGCAUGAAUUAUG